Messenger RNA from Thermothielavioides terrestris NRRL 8126, 957 nucleotides. RefSeq lists its product as uncharacterized. The record is from RefSeq and is a predicted model, not a curated record. Bases 121 to 396 code for a protein of 91 amino acids. The transcript has a single exon. Lineage: Eukaryota; Fungi; Ascomycota; Sordariomycetes; Sordariales; Chaetomiaceae.
UCUGUCGAACCCCCAACUCUUCUCCAGCAUCGAGCAGCAGUUCCCGUUCAACACGCCCUCUACCAAACUAGAACUACAAUCCUUCAGCUUCUCAAAGCAUUACUCCCCCCAACCACCAAAAUGCAGUUCACCAGCAUCUUCACCGUCCUGGCCGUCGCCAUGACCGCCGCCGCCCUCCCCUCCGCCGGGACCGUCGCCCCCCGCGUGGCCGACAACAACUACUACUCCAGCGAGACGGCCAACACCUGCUGCACCGGCGUGGCCAACUGCGUCCUCCAACUCGUCGGCGAGACCUGCAGCGGCAGCGCCUACUGCUGCGAGACCGAUGCGCCCCAGGUGAGCUUUGCUUUUCGCGCAUACCUUCUUGCCGCCUUCGCCGCAAGACCUGUCGACUAACCAAAGCACCGGCACCACCUCCCAGGGCGGUCUCGUCAACGUCGAGGCCCUCGGCUGCACCAAGGUGCAGUAAGCGGCCAACCCUGGCCACCCAGCCCGCAUCACCACCAACGACCCCCUCUUUUCUCCCUGGGCGGCAACGGGGACGAAAACAAGGCGGCGCCCACAACAUCUCCGAAGGGGGCCCGCCUGGGGGGUUGGGGCACGCACAAGAGACCCUGUUAUGCCACCCACCGAUCGAUCAUCCCUUGUCUCGCUGGGACGCGGAGGGCGCAGACUCAACGGACGGGACUCUUGAGAUGGGGCUGGGGGGCGGUGGCGCAUGACGUUUCAUCGGUUUCUUUCUUGCUCUCGCUCUCGCGCUCUCUCGCUCGCUCUCUGGUCUUGUCUUUCCCUCAGGCCUGGGUGACAAUGACCAACCACGCUCAUUCAGAACAAAAUGAAAAGCGCACACUUACGCUACUCGCUGCACUCGAGCGGUGGUGGAGGAGAUGGGAUAUAGCCUGGGUACCUAGAUAGUAUGUUCUCGGUAAUCUAAUGAUUUGUGCCGGCCAGAUAUUG